GAAUAAGUGUUUUCGUUUUCGUCCCCCUAAUCUCCUUCUGCCCGACAUUUCGGUUAAAUUAAUUUAAAAGACAGUAAAAUAGUGUUUUGGUUAUUCUCAUGUGAUUCAUGUAAACAUUCUCCUCCAUAAGUUGUGGUUUUGGAUUGGUGUAGUGUCCUGUCAGCAGCCCAAGUGUUAUCAAAAUGGUUUUGAAAAAGAAGGAGGGCGGAACAAGUUCCGAGUCAUCAUCCUCAAGUUCUUCAUCCUCAUCAUCAUCCACCUCAUCCUCGAGCAACGAAAACUCUGGCUCCGACUCAAGUAGCUCCGAUUCCGAGUCCUCGUCCUCCGAUCGGAAAUCCACCGAUUCCGAAACCCGUCGCUCCCGGAAAUCAGCGUCACCCAUCAAGAAGAAAACACCACCGCGCUCCAACAAGCCAGAACCGAAACCAGUUAACAAUGUCAAAUCAAAGAAUUUCCCGGCCACAAAAAUGUCAGGAAUCUACUCCUCAGAAUCGGACGAUGAUCGGUCCAAGCGGCGCCUCUCCACAUCCAAAGGUCCGAAAGCCUCCGCAACCGUCACGCCAAAUGUCUCGAAACCAGCAGCCAAACCAAAGGCCUCGGCUGUAUCAGCAGUUAACAGUAAGAAAAUCGAGUCAAAAAGGCUGUCUAGUUCUAGUUUGAAGCAUGCUGCAACCUCAAAGUCUGAGCCCAAAACGAAGACCAAGAGUAUUUUCAGUCCGGAUAACAGCUCGGAGAGUGAUAAUCAGAGUCCUCCGCCCCCGAAGUUGACACCAAUGAAGAAUGUUCCCGCUGCCUCGGCUUCGAAGAAUCUCAUCAAAUCAAAAAUGUCCAAGGCGACGCCGGUGAAAAAAGAGUCUGGUUCUGCAUCAGAAAAGUCACGCACCAGUUCUGUGUCCUCUCGCAGUUCAGUUUCCUCAGAAAGCAGCUCCGACUCGGAGGAGAGCACCCCAGCCCCGUCGGCGACCCCGCAGAAAGUCUCGCCUCCCCCGCCGAAAUCCUCGACGAGCAUCACGCCUUCCUCGGACGCGAGUCCAAAGAAAAAAGGGCGCGGGCGGCCCCGGAAAAACCCCCUGCCGCCGAGCAGCGAGGUGAAACCGGGGGCCGUUAAAAAGGCAGAGCCCAAAACGACACCGCCCCCCGCGACGACGGCGGCGGGUCCGAAGAAAGCGACGAGGUCGGGAACCACCCGCACAAGUAAGCACUUGUCAGGAACCAUAAGCAUAAAAGUGCAGAGUGACUCUGAGUCCGAUUCAGAAAAGAAAAAAUCUGCCGCAACAAAAAUGAAACGUCCUGUUGGUCGACCUCGAAAAGAGAAUGGCAAAAAAUCAAACGAAAUGUCAGCGGUCACAUUUUCAGAAGAAGAUAGGAAAUGCCCCGUGGAAAAUUGUGAUUCAUCCGGUCAUCUUAGCGGAAAGUUCGACAAUCAUUUCACGAAAGAGGCUUGCCCCGUCUAUCACAAUCUCACUGCUCAACAAUGCAAGGAAAACGCAACAAAAUGGAAAAAGGCAGAAGAUGAUAGGCGGAAAGCUAUGAUACUUCUGAAACCAUCCUCCAUGCUUUUGUCUGCAGAGCAAAAAGCUUACAGAGAGCACGUUAAAGAAGUCCGAAAAGAACUGAUUGCAGACGUAAAUGCAGAGCUACAAGAAAACAUCGUUCCUAAUCCGCUAGUUGCUGAGCCAAAGUUCAUUGCCCAGGGUGUUCCGAAGUUUGACCAUCAGCUGUUUCUAAAUGCGCAAGCAGUAGCAGCAGAAAAAAUAGAAGCAGAUUUAAAAUCUUUACCGUGCUAUAAAGGAACAAAAUUUGUAGAGAUGGGUAAAUUUGAGAUGGAAGUCUGGUAUCAGAGUCCAUAUCCUGAACAGUUUCAAAAAUUUCCAAAAUUGUAUCUGUGCGAGUUUUGUCUCAAGUACAUGUCAAGUAGGACGACAUUGAAUAGGCAUACAGCAAAAUGUGUGUGGAAGCAUCCGCCUGGACAGCAAGUUUAUAGGAAAGACAAAAUCUCAGUAUGGGAAGUGGAUGGUAAAAAGUACAAACAAUAUUGCCAAAAUCUGUGUCUGUUAGCAAAAUUUUUCUUGGAUCACAAAACUCUCUACUAUGAUGUUGAGCCGUUUUUGUUCUAUAUCAUGACCACAUCAGAUACUGAAGGCUGUCAUACCAUCGGAUACUUCAGCAAGGAGAAGAAUUCGUUUUUAAACUACAAUGUAUCCUGUAUCCUUACUCUUCCGCCCUAUCAACGGCAGGGUUUCGGAAGACUCCUAAUAGAUUUUAGUUAUUUGCUUACGCGUGUGGAAGGUAAAGUGGGCUCACCUGAGAAGCCUCUGUCAGAUCUGGGGUUGAUUUCCUACCGGAGUUACUGGAAGGACGUUCUGUUAGAGUAUUUGUGCAAUCUAGAAAACAAACAGUUAUCCGUCAAAGACAUGAGUCAAGAACUGGCGGUCAAUUCGUACGACAUCGUCAGCACUCUCCAAGCGCUGGGCAUGAUGAAAUACUGGAAGGGCAAACACAUCAUUCUCAAGAAACAAGACGUAAUAGAGGAGUAUGUUGAAAGGGUUAAGCGAAGGGGCACCAACUACAAAGAAAUCGACCCGAAAUGCCUCAAGUGGACGCCACCAUCGACCAACGACCCUUCCUAGGGCUCGCCCAAGUCCUAAUAGGACUUGGAUCAGGCCGCCAGCCGUUGCAUGAAGCCAGUGGCGAUAUUCCAAGUUGGCAACACUCUCUUCCUUCCAUUGAAAUCCAUUGAAAAUAUCGAAUUUCGGGUCGAACUAGUAAUCAAUUGUUCUACACACAUUUAAAUGGAGGAAUAACAGUGUUGCCAACUUUUGUUGUGAUAGCAUUGUGAUAUUUGUGUUCGCGUUGCUUAGAGCAAUUUUUAUCUAGUUAGCUUUUUUAUGGGGAAUAUAGAGAGCUGUUUCUUCAGGACUGCUGUAUUCAGAGGUUCUUUUCUUACUCUUUGUACGGAAAGGAUUUGUGUCAAUAGUCGAAAUCGGCGCAUCUCCGAUUAAGACGUCAUUAUUUCCACUCAAGUUCUUUUUUUUUUUUUUUUUUUUUUUUUAAAGUAACUAGCUAACUACUUUUCCUGAAAUUUUCUGUGAAUUUUCUUCACUCAUUCAAACAUAUUCGCAGGAAAUUCCAAGGAGAUGUUCUGGUUGUGUUUCUCGUAAAAUAUGCGAAUUUUUGACGGUAUUUUUAUUUGUCUAAAAUUCAGCUCUCAAGUACAUUCUCUUUGCUGUCGCUGAAUUGUAGCAGUUCUCAAACUGUAUCAUUCCGGGUGUGCUGUCACAUUUUAAUCAUCCGGAAACAAAUUCAUCAAAAUGCGAUUCAAUUUUUCGCGGUCGUGUAUUUUAAGGGAUUGAGUAUUGAAAUUUUCUCUAGGUUGUUGAAAAUCCUCAUUUGAUCUGUACAAAUCAUGAAUUGUUUAGGGUUUUUUCAACUAUUGUGAGUGUUAUUAAGUUGUCUCUUUUUUAAGAAUCCUGUUGGAUUUUUUCCACUCAUAAGAUCUCUGAUUUUCAAUUUGAAAACUUUUUUCCCGUGUUCAUUGUUCGUUCUGUCGACUUGGAGUUUUUAUUCCCGUCAACCGAAGUCCUGAAGUAAUUGUCACAAGAUCAAAAUGCGAAUACCGUUCCAGUAAAGGCAAGCAAAUAAGCCAGGUAAACGUUCAAAAUUUUGCUUAGCAAAACUAACAGUCUUAUUAGGUCUGUUAUAAUAUUUAAGAAAUAGUUUUUUUGUUUUACAAGAAAUCUUCCCAUAAUCAGAAUCAAUUCUAAUUUUCUAAAAUUUGGUCUGUUGCUGCAGCGAUUAAAAUCUCAUUUAUAUCAAUGUAAUAUUUCGCCGGAAAGCGCUUAAUCGCUUUUUAUAAAAACGAAUGCUGACAGGACGAAAAUUUGUUUCUUUUGCUUGUCAAACGUGACAUUUUUAGAUCUGUAACGACCUGUAUAAUACUUUAGCAGUCAGGUCCGUAGUGUAAGAGAACAUCAAAUCUAUGGAAACACACGUUUAAACUUAUUGUGAUUUUCCUGAUGAUUGAUACAAUCAUUCCUUCCCGAAAUAGCUAAGUGUUUAGUCUGUGGAUAUUUAUCUUUGUUGUCGCUGAGCAUUCUAGCCAACCGAUUACAAACACAUGCAGAAUUCUAUAUUCUCACUGUCCUGGAAUGAUUCGUUUAGAUAAUCAGUUCCUUAUUUGUAGCCAAAGAUGAUGAAAGAGAUUUUUAUAUUUUUCUCCUAUCUUACGUUUCUUACGUAUCGAUCGGAGCCGGACUAAGUAUCGGUGGAAAUGUUGCUGCAGUCCUCCGCAUACUCCAGCAAUAUUUUCGUUCCGAAUCUGUGUUACGUAAAUGAAUAAUAACGUAUCCGUAGGUGAAGCAAUUUAAUCACUUCUGCGGUAUCGUAUUUCAAGUACCAAUCAAUUAUUAGUGUUGAUGAGUAUUAAUAAAUUUAAUUAAUUCAAUUAAUUUAUUCAUCGGAUUUUUAUAUUUAUUUUUAAGUUCGAGCAAUCGAAUUAAUGAUAACUCUACUUCCCGACAUGGGUGCAAACCCAUUUUUUGUUUUCUCGUUUGAGUUUGUGUAGCUUUUAAAAUAGUGUAAGGAAUUAGCUUUUAAUGGAUGUAUCUCUGUAAAUUCACUAACGGUCCAGUGACGGUUUGUGAUUGUUGAAAAAGACACGAGAGUAUGAUCAUUUGAGGAAAAAUCGUAAGGGAAUUUUUCUCUUCAUAUUUUGCUUCAAUUGUGACCAAAGUACCAGCUUAGAUCAUGAAUCUUGCAUGAAAAAAAAAAAAAAACUUGUAUUUGGUAAGCAAAAGCACCUUCUUUAAGAUAAGCAUUGUAAAAAUCAACUAAAUUGUCUAUCAUACUGUUUCUUUCUAUCAUCACCUACAACCUUGUGUCAAAUUUAAUGUUUUUAUGUCCCUACAUAGAACGAUUUUUCCAUAUAAGCCGGCGCUGACACUUAAGAAUCCAGCAAAUUUUGUAUCGUUAGUCUAUUAUUUUUAAUGUUAACUCUACGUUAAAUUAACGUAGCACAACAACUCAGUACAAUUAUUUUUCUCGUGGUGCCAAUUUUAUUGAGGUUGAGGCUGUUUUUUAUAGAUUUAUCUUUCACAGUUAGACUUGGCUUACAGUGAAGGUGAAAUAGCGCUCGCUAUGGAAGGGUCAUUCGAUCGAACGAUGAAGAAAAAAAAAGCGUGUCGGUAACUAUAUUCAUACAUUUUUAUAUAUUUUGCCUAUAUAACGCUCUGAAGGCACUUCUUCAAACAAAAUGCUCAUUGCAUUUUUCCGUGACCCUAUUAGGUCCAUAUUAUUAGAAUGUUAAAUCGUUCCGUCCGAAUUUUAUGGGUUCAUUACACUGGAUUGCUAUUGCGAAUUGCUGAGAAACAUAGUGUUCCAAAACUAAAAGUCACAUCGUAAAAACAGGUCUUAACACAGUUGCUAUUUGAGCUCCGUUAGUCAUGCAAGGAGCGUGACUAAAAGUAAAUUCGUAUCUUUCCUCACGUGUACUAUAUGUAUAAAGUAGAAUGAUAUUUAUGGAAAUAUGAGUAAAGGUUAUAAUUUUACUUUUAUUUACGCGUAAUUUCACGUACCUUGCUAAUUGCAAUUAUUUUUAAUUCGAAUGAUGGCCUCAUCCUUGUAUUUUUACACCGUGUGUCAUUUCUCUUCUCCGGAGAUUGUAAUUAGUAAAUCUUUUAGCCAAUUGUGUUUGUUCCCCAGAUUUUCAUCUGGUUUUUAUGCAUGGUACAUGUAUUUUUUACUAGUUAAUGUCAAUGUUUCUUAUUUUAUGUAUCAUAUUAUUGAAAGAAUACAAAACUUCCUGUAA
This is a messenger RNA of Bemisia tabaci, 5806 nucleotides long. RefSeq names its product lysine acetyltransferase chameau (gene chm). The record is from RefSeq and is a predicted model, not a curated record. Lineage: Eukaryota; Metazoa; Arthropoda; Insecta; Hemiptera; Aleyrodidae. Gene Ontology annotation, cellular component: histone H3-K14 acetyltransferase complex; nucleus; chromatin. Gene Ontology annotation, molecular function: histone H3 acetyltransferase activity; chromatin binding; histone H4 acetyltransferase activity. Gene Ontology annotation, biological process: regulation of transcription by RNA polymerase II.